GAUGUCUAUUUGGACGUGAUCAAUUUCUUCAACAGGCAGCGCCCACUUCUUGCAGAUCUCAACAGCCACGACAAGGCUGUUAAAGUGGUGCGAUUCAGUCAAUUAGUCUAAAGACUUCUUGGGCAUGACUUGACGCUAAUUUUUCGCAUGAAUCAAGCUCAGAUUGUUCUGACAGUUGGCGCCGUUGGUGGAACGAUCCUCCAUAUGGGGCCAACAUUCCACGAGCUCUAUUCAUCGAGUGCAGUAUACAAGGAGUGGAAGCGAAGCUUUGGGAAGUGCUACUCUUCGUCAGUUGACAUACAAAGGCUGAGGAAGGCAAAUGAAGCAUAUGAAGAGGUUCUCUUCCAUAACUUGGGAACUGCUACAACGAACGUCCGUUCCAUAAAUCCCUUGGUGUUUGAAUCAUCUGGAACUUUGUUAAGCGGGGCUUGGGGCUCGCCCCUCAGUCAAGAUGCUGUUGAGAAAAUUGCUUUGGAGGUUUCCGAAGAAAACGCUCUGAACAUGGCAAGAGGUCGUUCGUGGGAGGAUAAACUGGAUCUCUCAUCCUCGACUCCCACAGCUCGAUUAUUUCUAGGAAGCGGUCUCCUACUAGGCCUCGGACCAACGCAAGCUGCAGAAGGGGACCUUGUAUGCCAGUUUGACAGAACGAAUGUCGUAGCAAUACUUCGCAAGGAAGAAGUGAGAGACAUUUAUAGACUUGUUGGCAGUGCGGAUCUCUCCACGGGGCAUUUAGAGAAGGGAAUGACGGGCCGGCAAGAAUGGAUUGUGCCUACAGCUGAUGCAGAGUCCAUGGCAAUACGUAUGGAUAUUAGGACCUUAUACAAGUUGACCUCUCCUUUUCAGGUUGAUUAAAUGGAGGUUAAAGUUGUUUCUACAUAAAUAAGCUAACGCGAGCACCUCUUCCUUCGGUCUUGUAAUUGAAUCUG
Hyaloscypha bicolor E is the source of this 926-nucleotide messenger RNA. RefSeq lists its product as uncharacterized. Lineage: Eukaryota; Fungi; Ascomycota; Leotiomycetes; Helotiales; Hyaloscyphaceae. The record is from RefSeq and is a predicted model, not a curated record. The transcript has a single exon. The coding region runs from base 148 to 852 and encodes 234 amino acids.